Mya arenaria is the source of this 3907-nucleotide messenger RNA. RefSeq names its product GTP-binding protein 1-like. The coding region runs from base 352 to 2217 and encodes 621 amino acids. Gene Ontology annotation, molecular function: GTPase activity; translation elongation factor activity; GTP binding. Gene Ontology annotation, biological process: translational elongation. The transcript has 10 exons. The record is from RefSeq and is a predicted model, not a curated record. Lineage: Eukaryota; Metazoa; Mollusca; Bivalvia; Myida; Myidae.
AUGCCUUUUAAAUAAACUAUUAUAUAAACCCCACAAUUUCACAAUGGAAUAUCAUAUAAGAAAUGUUUUUGCUUUGCUUCAUAUGGUGUGAUUUGGUGCAUAUUUGGUAUUACAUCUUUGAAAAACUUCAAUGUGAAAUAUGUAAUGGUUGAAAUAGCGUAGAUCUCUUGACAAUAAAUCAACCAUGAUUCUACGAACACUUUAGUUGCUGAACUAGAAAUUCGUGUAUUUUAUAAAGCUUAAGAUUUGUGAUAUAGUGCAGCAGCAUAAGAGUUAAAGCAUUUUUCAAGCCAUUUUAAACAUUUGAGUGAUUGCAAUUUCGUAAGCACAAAGCGUAACGUUGAACCCCCUAUGGCUGGGGCAAUUAGCUUAGAAAAUGGACUGGAUCUACGAGGGGAUUUUCCAGAGGAGCCAAUGGAAAAUGGUGGGAAUCUGUUCGCCCCUGACAAUGAUGAAGGAAUGGAUGUCCCCAAUAUUACCAGCAAGUUGGCGCUGGUGAGCCCGACAAACGAGGAAUAUGAGUACAUCCUGGAGACAUUGAAGGAACGGGUAGAGGAGGGGCAGGGGGAGACCAUCUAUGAGCUAGGGACAGGAGAGACUGACAACCCUGGUCUGAAGGAGGAAGACAUGCAUGCAUCUAUCGCGACCCUGAAGAGUAUUGCAGAGACGCUUGAUUACGAGGUGGCUAAGCUCCGGGAGAGACAUGAGAAGGAAGGACUCGUCUGUGAGUUUCUCUUGAGGAAAAAGCUUGAUUCUCAGGACUUUAUGGAAAUAAGAGUGGCAGUCGUGGGGAAUGUAGAUGCAGGCAAAAGUACACUGCUGGGUGUGUUAACCCACGGGGAACUUGACAAUGGGCGUGGUCUUGCAAGAUUGAAGCUUUUCCGACACAAACAUGAGAUGGAGUCUGGACGAACAAGCAGUGUGGGGAAUGAUAUUUUGGGAUUUGAUGCGGUUGGGAAUGUUGUGAACAAGGCUGAACAUGGGCAUCUUGACUGGAUUAAGAUUUGUGAAGAGUCAGCCAAGGUGAUAACGUUUAUAGAUCUUGCUGGCCACGAGAAGUACCUGAAAACAACAGUAUUUGGCAUGACGGGACAUGCUCCAGACUUUGCUAUGUUGAUGAUUGGAGCAAACGCGGGUAUAAUUGGUAUGACAAAGGAACAUUUAGGGUUAGCCCUUGCGUUACAAGUUCCUGUGUUUGUGGUGGUAACAAAGAUCGACAUGUGUCCUGCUAACGUUCUCGAUGACACUUUAAAACUGCUGCAGAAGAUACUUAAGUCCCCUGGGUGUAGGAAAAUGCCUGUUCUAGUCCAGAAUGCUGACGAUGUUGUUUGCACUGCUACCAACUUUUCAUCAGAAAGAAUGUGCCCAGUAUUCCAAGUGUCCAAUGUAACGGGGCAGAACAUGGACCUUCUCAAAAUGUUUCUUAAUCUUCUUUCCACGAGAAUGAAGUGUAACCUAGGCAGCCCACCAGAGUUUCAAAUUGAUGACACAUUCUCUGUACCUGGCGUGGGAACCGUGGUUUCUGGUACCGUGCUUCAGGGUUAUGUCAAGUUGAAUGAUACACUAAUGCUGGGACCUGAUCCCCUUGGACAGUUCCAGCCACUUGUGAUAAAGAGUAUACACAGGAAACGAAUGCCGGUGAAAGAGGUUCGUGGCGGACAGACAGCUUCCUUCUCAUUGAAAAAGAUCAAGCGUUCAACUAUACGUAAAGGCAUGGUGAUGGUGUCGCCACGUCUCAACCCACAGGCUUGCUGGGAAUUCGAGGGAGAAAUUCUUGUUCUUCACCAUCCAACCACGAUCAGCGUCAAAUACCAGGCCAUGGUGCACGUUGGAAGUGUACGUCAGACAGCUACUAUUCUCAGCAUGACUGGAGAACAUCUACAUACAGGUGAUGGCUUUCUGCGAACAGGUGAUAAAGCCAUCGUGAGGUUCCGCUUUAUUAAAAACCCAGAGUACCUGCGACCAAACAUGAGAAUGGUGUUUCGGGAAGGACGAACAAAAGCUAUUGGUACAGUUUCAAAGCUAUUUCCACACAUAAGAGCGGUUGCCCAAAAUACGAGACAACAGCGGGCACAGAAAAAAGCCCAGGAGCAAGGUCACUCAGGGGCUAUGAACGAACCACAGAAGCCCAGUAAGAAACGCAGAGGGACAAAGAAACACACAGCAGAGUUUGAUGAAACAAAGGAAAAUGAGCGUGAACUUUCAACACCUACUUAACUCUGUCUUGUGAACAAUGUCUUGAUUUUGUGAUGGAAAUAGUGGACAUAUGUGAUCAAAGUUUUACCAUAGCAGUGGUAAAAAGAUUUGAUGCAUUUUCUGGAGAUUUGACAAUGCUCUGAAAUUAUACCUACAAUUCCAAAUGCCAUCCAAUCCUUCAGGUUCGCCAAACCAUUAAUAUUUUACAAACAUCAUACAUCUUUCCCACUCAAUGUUAUCCAUUCGAUGUUUGAAUAAUGAUCAGGGUGUCAUUUGUGUUUAUAUUUUACCUAUGAAUUGCAUGAAAGAUUCAGGGGGUUUAACAUCAUUGUCAUAGAAUUCUAAUGAUCAUUUAUUUUCUAUGACUGUGUAUAUGUUCUUAUGAAUGCAAAUUUCAGCAAACCGUAAGUUAACCUUAAAAUACAUUUACUGGUAACUUUUCUAUGCGUGUAUUAAAAUUAGUUCAUUUGGGGAAGUGUUUUCUCAUUAAUAGAAGUUUUAUUAUUUUAUUUUAAGUGUAAGUAAAAUAAUUAUAUUAUUAAAUCUGUACACUGCCAUUAACGGGCAUUAUCAAAUGGGCUUGAAUUCAAUGCAAAUGUUGCAGCUUGUAAAGAUUUCAAUUAAAAUGUUAAAAGCCCUAGUAAAGACCUCUUUGAGGAGUUCACUGAAUAAUAACAUUAUAGGACAUUAGGCUAGGAUUGAUUAAAUAUUGAAUGAAAGCUAGUUUAAUGCUGUUGUUGAAUGUCAUGGUGAAGGUGCUUAUUGUUUGUUUACUGUAGAUGGCACACUGAAGAUGUUUGAUCUCAGAUGUUCUCAUUUUUUUGUUUAUCUCAUUUUCAUCACCAUACUGAACGUCAAUAUACUGAAGAAACAUUUCAUAAGUUAUUAUUUUAUAACAUGUUUUUAAAUAAUCUACAUUAAUUUCUUGUUAUAAUAAUUACAGUUGUAUUUUGGCUUAAAAUCCUUCAAGAAAUGCUUUGAUUUUACUGGUAAAAUUUUAAACUACUUUCUUGAAACAUAUAAAAGAAAGUUGAAAAGCAAUUCCUUCAGUAAUAUUGUGCUGACAUACUUGAAGAGGAAUUUUUUAUAUUGAUUUACUAGUCCAGGAAAUAUGAAAUUAAUGUAUGAUACAUGUAUAUUUCUACACAUUCUGCCGCAGAAAAUCAUAUUAUGUACGGUAUGUUCAUUAAUAUUUACUAACAUGUUCAUAAACCAAAAGAAUUGCAUUUCUUUUCUUAAUUUAAUAGAAAGCAUGUUUGGCAUAAUUAAAACGCCGCAUUUUUCAUUUGCAAUAAAAUUUGAAAAACUAUUGUAAAUAUUGGUGUGUGGCAACUGAGGAGAAGAUGUAAAACUGACCUUCAUGUAAAUACAUGCUUCUUGAUUUCCUUUGUGUCUUUGAAACCUAUAUAUUGAUUUUUGUUAUCUUGUGAAAUUUUUAGAUUAGCAUUAUUGUUUCUUCAUUUAUGUCCAUUUUAGUCUUAACUCUUGUCAAUUUUUACCUUGCAUGACUGUUUUGUUUCUUUUAACUUCUUCUUUAUUUAUGUACUGAUUUUUUCUUUAGUUCAAACCAAAAUACGGAGUCUACUCUUUGUGUUUCAACCGUUUUCCUUGAAUGACUUUUAAUUGUUUAACUGUAUAUUACAUUGAACACUGCAUCACCUGAAGAUCAUGUGUUUUGAUAAAAUUUUGUUAAGUAAAAAAUAUGAAGGAA